CCCAAUUUCAUUUUGUUGUCAGUGUUGUUUCCUUGCUAUGGCGAGUAUGGAUGAUGGAGACGAACCCAGUUUUGUCCCUUCUCACAGUAGAGGAUCUGUGUCUGGUAAAGGUGGAGGGGAUAAGAUGUUCUCUCUAAAGAAAUGGAACGCCGUGGCGAUGUGGAGCUGGGAUGUGGAGUGUGAUACCUGUGCAAUUUGCAGAGUCCAGGUUAUGGAUGCUUGCCUUCGAUGCCAGGCAGAAAACAAGCAGGAAGAUUGUGUUGUGGUUUGGGGAGAAUGCAACCAUUCAUUUCACAACUGCUGCAUGUCGCUGUGGGUGAAGCAGAACAACCGUUGCCCUCUCUGCCAGCAGGACUGGGUAGUGCAAAGAAUAGGAAAAUGAAAGUGUGCUGUGUCCCAGAAAAUUAUUAUGGGUUUGGGUGUUCCACACAGUCUGAAAACCAUCAGGACCAUUGCCUUUGAAGAAUGUUGUUUAUGAAGACUGUAAUUUUGAUUUCAGAAGGCAGCAAGACUGCCUGGCAGGACAUCACAAGAAUUGAUGUGCAUCAGAAGCAGUAACAAUGUGUUGGGGUUAUUCAGCUUUAAGUACUGUGUUUCAUGUAAAAUAAAAUAAUACAAUAAGAAACAAGGCAUGUUGACUUGUGUUUCUAAAGGGACAGGCUUCCUCCCAGAUUGACAGCUGGAUGAGCUGCACAAAGAUCUUGCAAAGUUUUCAUCUGGAAUACACAUCUACUGUUCAAAACCCACAAUGGCUACUUAUUUUUAAAUCCUGUUCUGUUAUUAAUUACAAGUCUAGUAUUGACAUGGUUUACCUCUUUAUUUGUGGUUCACAAUAGUGUCUGUAUUAGCAAGGGACUCCUGUAAUGCAAAUAGUGCAAGUGAGG
Molecule: messenger RNA, 884 nt
Organism: Polyodon spathula (Mississippi paddlefish)
Lineage: Eukaryota; Metazoa; Chordata; Actinopteri; Acipenseriformes; Polyodontidae
Product: RING-box protein 2-like
Exons: 3
Coding region: 38-382 (114 amino acids)
Biological process (GO): ubiquitin-dependent protein catabolic process; protein ubiquitination
Cellular component (GO): nucleus; Cul5-RING ubiquitin ligase complex
Molecular function (GO): cullin family protein binding; ubiquitin protein ligase activity; zinc ion binding
Source: RefSeq, a predicted model, not a curated record